Molecule: messenger RNA, 1589 nt
Organism: Hypanus sabinus (Atlantic stingray)
Lineage: Eukaryota; Metazoa; Chordata; Chondrichthyes; Myliobatiformes; Dasyatidae
Product: oocyte zinc finger protein XlCOF20-like
Exons: 1
Coding region: 302-613 (103 amino acids)
Source: RefSeq, a predicted model, not a curated record
UGCUCAGACUGUGGGAAGGGAUUCACUCGAUCAUCUGACUGUCUGCCAUGCCUGUCAUUUUAAAUGGGGGUGGGGGGGGAACCUGUUCAUCUGCUCAGAUGCUGGGAAUGGAUUCAGUUGGACAUUUCAACUGAAGGGACAUCAAUAAGUUCACACUGGGACAAGGCCAUUCACCUGUUCUGAGUGUGAGAAGGGGUUCAGUCGGUCUUCCCACCUGUGGACACACCAGUCAGUUCACACUGGGUAGAGGCUGGUCAACUGCUGAAUUUCUGGGAAAGGAUUCACUCGGUCAUCUGACCUAAUGGCUCACCAGCGAGUUCACACCGGGGAGAAGCCAUUCACCUGCUCAGACUGUGGGAAGAGAUUCACUUGUUCAUCCCAACUGAAGGUACAUCAGCGAGUUCACACUGGGGAGUGGCCAUUCACCUGCCCAGACUGUGGAAAGGGAUUCACUUGCUCAUCUGAACUGAAAGUACAUCAGCGAGUUCACACUGGAGAGAGGUCGUUCACCUGCUCAGACUGUGGGAAGGCAUUCACUUGUUCAUCCCAACUGAAGGUACAUCAGCAAAUUCACACUGGGGAGAGCCCCCCGACUGAUGGUGACUGUAAAUGAAACCUCACACUGGUUCCCCGGGAAUUUCACCUGCAGUGGCUGGUUAUGUGAACACGUACAUCCUAUGCCUUCAAAGCCAGACAGAGUGAUUGUAGCGUCUGACCGCUGGAAUCCCUUUUCCGAUACUGUUUCCUGAUCGAGAGUGGUUGUGGUUGCCCCCAUAUCAAUCAUAAACGGAAUUGGAAUUCCAGCAACUUGCAAUAUUACAUUGGGCUCUUCCUGAGGGGUGGAAAUCACAGUAAGAAGCAUCUUUGCUUGUCCAUUUCUAAGCGGGUUGUUUGCCCCACCUGUCCCGUGGUAGCUUUCUGUUCUUCUGAUCCCCAGAUAUAGCCCACUCGCAUCCUUCUUUCCACUGAACACCUUUAAUAUUAGUUCCCUUCAGGGUUGAUCAGGAUUCGAAAGUCCGGUCGCAAUGAUAUGUCAAAGCACAACGUAUUCCAUUUCGGUCAUUUUCAGGCCAAUCCAUAUUAUUUUUAAUCGUUUUGGCUAUCUAUAUUGGUAAGCAAUAGAACAGUAGGGCAUUAAACUGGGGGGACAGAUUCCCAUUAUUAAAGGCUUGGUCUCCUGCGAAAGUGCCAUAGCAGGCCACAAAUCACUCCCAAUAGUCUGGUCCCGAUUCCCCAGGGUUAGGUUUCCAUUCAACUACUUUACUAAUGUUUACAGGUUGCUGGAGAGCCCUUUCCAAGGCUUGAAUAAUCUGCUCUGUCUGUUCAUUCUGAUUAUGGUUUCCCGCCUGUAACUCCUGAUAGGUUUGGUAUCUCAAACCUGCAUUCCUUUUCCUCCCCUCAGCAGCGGAGAGAAUCAUGCAGCAGAGACUGAAUAAAUCUUGUGGAGUCGCAUUAGACAUUUGUGUAGUACUGUGGACAUACUGAGCAAACUGUAAAUAAAUAAAUAGAUAGAUAGAUAGAUAGAUAAAUCAAUCAAUCAAUCAAUCUUCUGCCGUUGCAUUAGACAUUUGUGUAGUACUGCGGACACA